AUGCCGGCAGAAACGGAGCUGUCCGCUUGUGGCCCCCAGGAAAAGGUGAGCCCCCUGCCCCCCGGCCCUACAACAGGCGGUGUUUCCGUGGAUGUGCACGGUAUGUACUAAUGGUCUCUCUCUCUCUGGGUAGGUGGCCAGGGAUGCGGAAGUCCAGGAAGCCCCCCAUGAUGAAAUGCAGUAUCUCGGACAGAUCGGGCACAUCCUGGAGCGCGGGCACCGCAAGGAGGACCGGACCGGGACCGGCACCAUCUCGGUGUUCGGCAUGCAAGCCCGGUACAGCUUGCGAGGUGAGAGCCCGAGAAAACGCGGGAAAACACUUGGCGGCAGGUCGUUCCGUGCACAGCUAUGGGCAGUGCAGGGGUUAUUACUGCACAAUGCCUUAUUGCAAUGGAGUGACCCGCUUUCAAUGAUAAUAAUAAAAAUUCAUUCAUUCAUUCAUUGAAGGGUGACCGGCUGGCGGGAGAUUGUACCCCUUCCAUGGGAGCUCAGAUAGCGCCAUCUACUGGCACAGAAUCAGAGCACUGGGUAAAGGUCAGGGACUGGCAUAGUUAAAGUUAACACUAUGGGCACACAGACAAGAGUAUUGA
Molecule: messenger RNA, 590 nt
Organism: Pelobates cultripes (western spadefoot toad)
Lineage: Eukaryota; Metazoa; Chordata; Amphibia; Anura; Pelobatidae
Source: the annotation of a GenBank genome assembly